This is a messenger RNA of Sorex araneus (European shrew), 1659 nucleotides long. RefSeq names its product M-phase phosphoprotein 6 (gene MPHOSPH6). The record is from RefSeq and is a predicted model, not a curated record. Lineage: Eukaryota; Metazoa; Chordata; Mammalia; Eulipotyphla; Soricidae. The transcript has 4 exons. Bases 74 to 487 code for a protein of 137 amino acids. Gene Ontology annotation, biological process: maturation of 5.8S rRNA.
GCGGGGCGGCGCGCGCGUGACGUCAGAGCGCGGCGCCGCACAGGGUCCGCGCAGGCGCCGGGCGGGAGCCAGCAUGGCGGCCGAGCGCAAGACCAAGUUGUCCAAGAACCUGCUGCGCAUGAAGUUCAUGCAAAGGGGGUUGGACUCAGAAACCAAGAAACAGCUAGAAGAAGAAGAAAAGAAAAUAAUCAGUGAAGAGCACUGGUACCUGGAUUUGCCGGAGCUGAAAGAGAAAGAGAGUUUCAUAAUUGAAGAGCAGAGUUUCUUAUUAUGCGAAGAUCUUCUCUAUGGAAGAAUGUCAUUCCGAGGAUUUAAUCCUGAAGUUGAGGUACUAUUUCCUCUCAUUAUGUUGAAAAUAACAGGCCUUGAAAUACUGCCACAGCUCCUUAAAGAGAUUGCAGGCAUGGCAGUCUGGGGUGAUGGGAGAAUGGAGUCGGUGAUUAAACAGAGCACGGCAGCGCCUGGAUGGUGCCCUUGUAGCGAGUAGGACUUCGACUCUUUUCAUUGACGUGUCAGAAUGCAUUCGUAUGCUGCUAUUAUGAAAAAUAAUUUUCUGGCCCCCGAAUGUAUCGUUUCUAAGAGAUACGGGUUACUUAAAAAAUGGAUGAUUUGACUUUCUAAUGGACCAGUUUCAGUCCAGGCUUGUGAAUGAAUGGAUUUUAAAUGAAUCCUUUCAAAAGUUGAGGAAAUAACUGUUCGCCUCAUAAAUAUGCUGUUUGUUUGGCUUUACCUGCCUCUGCUUUAUAGAUUGGCGCGGGCCCUCGCUUUAAUACCGACAGGCUUUAAACCUGUCGGUAUUGGACCAGCGAGCCAGACUCUGUUUUGCCAAGUGCGGGCCUGGUUCUCUUGGACAUUUGUUCAUUCUCUGGGCAGGGACUGUCCUGGGGCCUUUCGCAGCCUGCCUGGCCCUUUCCCGGUCCCCUAGCAGUAGUGCACUCCCCCCCCCCCCCCUCCACUGGGACCCUGACACUGGACAGACCCCUGCAAGCACCCAAGGGACCCUGGAGCGGCGUCUUGGUCAGAAAUGGCUGCUCUGGGGGUCCCCUCAGAGAACCGGUCAGCCGAGCAGCGCCAGGGCUGGCUUUCUCUCCUCCCUUUCUUGCGGCUGUUAGGAGCAAGGUGUCAUUUGCACUUGUUACAGUGUAACAAGCGGCGGUGGAGUUUCAGGGGGUCCCAGGUGGUGCUACAGAAGGCCUGGGACCCCUCCCAAGGUGCCAGUGGCUCAGCGAGGGCCGGAGCACCUGGCACUGCUGGGGUUUGGGGCAUGGACCCAGGGGUGGCCCGGCCCAGGCGAGACCCCCGCCCUCCCCUGCAGUCUCCUCCAGCACGUGCUCACUGAGGCUUGGGUUGGGAAGAGAAAGGACAGUGGGGUGAGGCGGGUGGGGACAGAAGCAAAGAGGGCGCAUGUGUGGUGCCCAGACCCCGAGCCACGGGAGGCACGAACAUGCGUCCAGCACCUGGAGGCGGAGACUCGAGGACCCUGGCACUUGAUGGGAGAGUGAGCAGUGGGGUCCGGCCCCCGGCGCCUGAUGGGAGAGUGAGCAGUGGGUUCCAGUGCCCGGCGCCUGAUGGGAGAGUGAGCAGUGGGUUCAGUGCCCGGCACCUGAUGGGAGAGUGAGCAGUGGGUUCCAGCCCCCGGCGCCUGAUGGGAGAGUGAGC